Messenger RNA from Coniosporium apollinis CBS 100218, 720 nucleotides. Its product is annotated as 40S ribosomal protein S6-B. Gene Ontology annotation, cellular component: ribosome. The transcript is spliced from 3 exons. Gene Ontology annotation, molecular function: structural constituent of ribosome. The coding region runs from base 1 to 720 and encodes 239 amino acids. NCBI's taxonomy places the organism in Eukaryota, Fungi, Ascomycota, Dothideomycetes. Gene Ontology annotation, biological process: translation. The record is from RefSeq and is a predicted model, not a curated record.
AUGAAGUUGAACAUUUCUUUCCCGGCCAACGGCACCCAGAAGCUGAUCGAAGUCGAAGAUGACCGCAAGCUCCGCGUCUUCAUGGACCGCCGAAUGGGCCAGGAGGUGCCCGCCGACAGCCUGGGCGACGAGUUCAAGGGCUACAUCGUCAAGAUCACCGGCGGCAACGACAAGCAAGGCUUCCCGAUGAAGCAGGGCGUCAUGCACCCGACACGUGUGCGACUGCUGCUCUCCGAAGGCCACUCCUGCUACCGACCGCGUCGCACCGGCGAGCGCAAGAGGAAGUCCGUCCGCGGCUGCAUCGUCGGCAUGGACCUGGCCGUCCUCGCUCUCAGCAUCGUCAAGCAGGGCGAGCAAGACCUGCCCGGCCUGACCGACACCGUCCACCCGAAGCGUCUUGGUCCCAAGCGGGCCACCAAGAUCCGCCGCUUCUUCGGUCUCAGCAAGGAAGAUGAUGUCCGCAAGUUCGUUAUCCGCCGUGAAGUCCAGCCCAAGAAGGAGGGCGCCAAGCCCUACACGAAGGCACCGAAGAUCCAGCGCCUUGUUACUCCUCAGCGUCUGCAGCACAAGCGCCACAGGAUCGCACUCAAGCGCCGCCGGACAGAGGCUCAGAAGGAUGCUGCGACCGAGUAUGCUCAGAUUCUGGCGAAGCGCGUUGCUGAGGCAAAGGCCACCACAGCGGAGGCCAAGAAGCGGAGGGCGUCGUCAAUGAGGAAGUAG